Molecule: messenger RNA, 5792 nt
Organism: Tympanuchus pallidicinctus (lesser prairie-chicken)
Lineage: Eukaryota; Metazoa; Chordata; Aves; Galliformes; Phasianidae
Gene: CBS
Product: cystathionine beta-synthase
Exons: 17
Coding region: 208-1911 (567 amino acids)
Cellular component (GO): cytoplasm
Molecular function (GO): cystathionine beta-synthase activity; cysteine synthase activity
Source: RefSeq, a predicted model, not a curated record
AAUCGAGGGGGCGGUGCUAAGAGGAGGGGUGGAGCCGAGACGCGCCGGGCUCUUCUUAACGCGGUGGACGGGGCUACGCUCCUCGCCUGCAGCGGCGUCGUCGGAACGCCCGCCCCGCCGGAUCCGCAGCUUUGAAGAAGAUUCCAGUCACGUGACCCACUGUACUCUUUCUCCCAAAGAAAGUCCACUGUGUCUUUGCUUAAGAAAAUGGAGAAGCUGAUAUCAGAGAAGCCUGCUCCAGUAUCUAAGGAUGAAAUGCGUUCCCUUCCUUCCCAGGCCAAGCCAGAUACAAACUCGUGCCCUUAUGCUUCUGGCAAAUACUUCCUUCCUGGUGGGACAGACAAUGAGGACUGUAAGACUAACGAUAAGGAAAGGAAGUGGAUCCGUCCUGAUACACCCAGCAAAUGCACGUGGAAGCUUGGGAAACCCAUCUCUGCUUCCCCCCAUCGUCAUAUGUCUCUGCCAGACCCUCCAAACAUUCUGCCCAACAUCUUGAAUAAAGUUGGCAACACACCGUUGGUGCGGAUCAACAAGAUUGGGAAGCACUUUGGGCUGAAGUGUGAACUCUUGGCAAAAUGCGAGUACUUCAAUGCUGGGGGCAGUGUGAAAGACCGCAUCAGCCUGAGGAUGGUAGAGGAUGCUGAGAGAGCUGGGAUUUUGAAGCCUGGGGACACGAUCAUAGAGCCAACCUCUGGAAACACAGGAAUUGGGCUGGCCUUGGCUGCAGCAGUGAAGGGUUACCGCUGUAUCAUUGUGAUGCCAGAGAAAAUGAGUAUGGAGAAGGUGGAUGUCCUGAGAGCUCUGGGUGCUGAGAUUGUGAGGACCCCAACUACUGCCAGGUUUGAUUCUCCUGAAUCUCACGUGGGUGUAGCAUGGAGACUGAAGAAUGAAAUCCCCAAUGCACAUAUCUUAGACCAGUACCGUAAUGCCAGCAAUCCCCUGACACACUAUGAUACUACAGCUGAAGAGAUCCUGCAACAGUGUGAAGGAAAAAUAGACAUGUUUGUGGCUACAGCUGGUACAGGAGGUACCAUCACUGGUGUCUCCAGAAAGCUGAAGGAGAAGUGUCCAGGUUGCAAAAUCAUAGGUGUUGAUCCUGAAGGCUCCAUCCUUGCUCAACCCGAUGAACUGAACAAGACCGACAAGACAAUGUAUGAAGUGGAAGGAAUUGGAUACGAUUUUGUUCCCACCGUGUUGGAUAGAUCUCUGGUGGACCAGUGGUACAAGAGCAAUGAUGAGGAGUCAUUUGCUUUAGCACGCAUGCUGAUCCGAGAGGAAGGAAUCCUGUGUGGUGGCAGCUCAGGCAGCGCAAUGUCUGUAGCUGUGAAGGCAGCCAAAGAGCUGAAGGAGGGUCAGCGCUGUGUUGUUAUCUUCCCUGACUCUAUCAGGAACUACAUGUCCAAGUUCUUGAGUGACAAAUGGAUGAUUCAGAAAGGGUUCAUGACAGAAGAAGACCUUGUCAAAAAACCUUGGUGGUGGAAUGUCAGUGUUCAGGAGUUAAGCCUCUCGGCUCCCCUGACUGUGCUUCCAACUGUUACCUGUGCAAAGACUGUUGAAAUUCUUCGGGAGAAGGGGUUCGACCAGGUACCAGUUGUUGAUGAAUCUGGGGUGAUUUUGGGCAUGGUUACUCUAGGUAACAUGCUUUCUUCACUGCUUGCUGGAAAAGUUCAGCCUUCGGAUGAAGUCAGCAAAGUUAUCUACAAGCAGUUCAAGCAGAUUAACCUGAAAGACAGCUUGGGGAAGCUCUCUCAUAUCCUGGAAACAGACCACUUUGCUCUAGUGGUUCACGAACAGAUUCAGUAUCACACUGAUGGUUCCUCCAGUAAGCGACAAAUGGUGUUUGGCAUUGUUACGGCCAUUGACCUGCUCAACUUUGUGACUGCGCGAGAACGGGAAAGAAAGAUCAACUAAAGUCAAGGAGCAGUCAGGAGCCUCUUCAGUAAUAUUUUGCAAUCUCCAACAAAGAAUCAGGUUUAUUUCUUAGGUUGAAUGGUCUGUUAAGGUGUUUGUUUGGAAAUUCUGAAAAUAAGCAGUUAGCGAUCCUGGUGUCAGCUGUACAGCUAAUGCUUUCUACUCAUUGCACAGUUUCUGGGAGUUUGUUUCAUAAUCAAGUUACAUGAUAUUUCUGAAGACAAUUUAUUUUUUUACCUAUAUAUAUAUGUGUGUAAAAAUACUGCCUAAAUUAACUGGUGUGUUCCUUACCUGUUGUGUCCAAAGCCUGGCUUUUCAAAAAUAUUGUCAGAUGAAUUAAAUAUGUUGAAAAGAGUUAUAAGGCAGAAGUCUAAGAGCUCUGGAAGGCAUUUCUUUUUAAUGUGCGGGGUUGUUAAGUUAGACAGUAUAGCGUAGAAACAAAAACAUGGAAUUGGGCUGUGAAGAAGGGAGUAGGUAUUUCCCUUUUGGUGACGUCAGUGUAGAAUGGGAGCAGAGAUUGAGGGCUGGAGUUGAGGUUUGGUUCAACCAGCUCCUCUGAGACAGAGCUGACUUGGCUGACAAACAAAAAAUAGUGAUUUGUUCUACAUGGUGCACUAGCUCUCACUGCAAAGAUAGACCUUUCUCUUUAUUCCAACUAUACCUCAAUUAGUAAGCAUGGAUGGAAAGAAAGAAAGCCUGAGCUUUUUGCCCGAAGGUUGUUUGCCAUUCUUUGCCAAGAAUGAAAGUUAUGAUCAGUAAGAGUGACAUUUCUUAGCUUUAUCUCUUCUUUCUAUUCUGCUGGCUUCCCUGUGACAGUGGAAUUGAACUGUGUGCCACAAGGAGAGGUGUUCUCUGUCCUCCAUCAGAAAGCUCUGUCCCACAUCAGUGCUGAGCAAAACCAUGAAGCAGAAUCUUUGCACGUGCCUAUUGGCUGAUGGUGACUUGGCGGAGGCAGGAAACACAAAGGUAGGGAAGAGCUCAAAGCCAAAGUGACACCAGAGAUGCUGUCAAUCCAUCUGCAGUGUGACUGGCUGGUUUGUCUGCUAGCUGCUUCUUUUUCUGGGGCUAAUAAGAACUUUGUAAAAAAGCUUCAGGUAGAUAUGUUAGUUCUUUAAUGAUGUAACAAUGGAAGCUAGGUUAAUUCCACGCUUAUUCCGUUUACCUCCUUAGUCAUCAACUCUCCUUUUUGGAAUAGGGUUAGUAAUGAAGUAAUAUAACACAGCCUCCCUUGAGAACUCACUUUCAUCAAGAAUGAGUGAUGGAGACUGGUAGACUAAACAAAAAAAAAAUUGGGAAUUGGGAGUUGCUGGGUUGCAGUCAGGAGAGGAGAGAAAGGAAGCAGAAGUCACCAAAGAGAUCUGCUCUGUUACUUGGAUGGAAGCAGGUGGCCUUGCAAUUUUAAUUAACAGGUUGAUGCUCUAUCCCUAGUGAAUUAUUCUACAGGCAGAAAAUAGUCUAGAUCCACUCUUUGAGACUCUGUUAGUGCCUGGAUUCAUCUUUUAAAAUUGUUUUCAUAGAAGCUAGACAGCAAGAGUCAUCAGUUUGGCUCACUGGGGAGAGGAAGAACACUCCAGGAAUGAUUCAUCUUUAAUACCCAUUGUGGAACAGGGCUGAAUGACACCAGAAGAUACUUACCUUAAAAUAUGGCUUAACCAUUAAAUUCAUAGAAUUGUAGAAUGGUUUGGGUUGGAAGGAACCUUUAAGAUCAUCCAGUUCCAACCCCCCUGCUAUAGGUGGAGACGCUUCCCUCUAGACCAGGUUGCUUGAAGCCCCAUCUAGCUUGAGUGUGUGAUAACCUCUCUGGGCAACCUGUGCCAGUGUCUCACCACCCUGACAUUAAAGAAUUUCUUCCUAAUAUCUAGUCUACCUAUACUCCUGUGAGAUUUAAGACAACUUUUGCUAAGACUCUGGAAUAAACUGCCAUACAAUCUAAAAAUUUGCCAUUUCAACAACAAUUGGUUUUAGAGGACGGUAGGUUUCUUUAAUUUUUGUUGUUUUGUCUCAUGCUUUGUAGCGGUUCUGCCAGUGACAGAUGUAAGAAGUCAUCUUUCAAAUGGAAUUUUGGAGCUAAUUCCCCAAGGGGUCAUAAAUAUAUUAGUACAGUUAAGGGCAAGUCUUAGCAAUUCUAACAGCUUACUUCUUAGUGUAGGCAGAACCUGUGAAUGGUCAGUUGUAUGCACACAUUAGUAUUUCAGCCCAACUUUUAAGUUUCUUUCCCAGUUAUUUCAAAUACUGUUAUCAGAUGUAUUUCCUGGGAGUACCAAGAGGGACUUAUUUCUUUGGUUCUAUUUUCUCUGCAUCCUUGGAUUCUGUGAAAGAGUCUGUACUUCACUGAGUACUGCUGACUGGAAUAUCUGCUACAACCAUAGCUGUUAAUGUUGCUGAAUUUUGGCAUUACUGUUGCUCUUAAAAAUUUACUAAUUUACUUUACUAAUCUGAUUCUUCUCCAUGUUUUUCCAUCUGAUCCUGUCUAUGGGGAUAGAGGGCACUUAGUUUCUUUCUCCUUUUCCUUUUGUGACUGUAAAACUCCACAUCCCAGCCUAACAGAAUUUGGCAAGACAUCUGAGGAUGGCAGGCAGAGGGCAGUUGCCUCACUUCUCAUAAGGGCAGUACAAGAGAGACAUAGGAUUGCUAUGUUCAGGUUGAGGAAACAGAUUAAUGGGCAGCUUUACCUUUGACACAGUGGGAAGUAUGAAGAUUUUAGCUUUUUAUUUUAGUUCAUAAAUUAAUCUCUGCUAUGUCCUGAAAACCAGGUGGUGCUUGUACAACAGAAGGGUUGACCAGAGUUGGCAAGGAAGAAGGGCUGUGAGUCAAAAGCAAUCCAAAUAACCCAAAUUAAUCUAACUGUGCUGCUCUGCAUGCAGUUUGUUAGGAACUGUUUCAUGCUCUGAACUGGCCCAAGGAGAUGCUCACUGACUGCUCUUAUUCGGAGUAGCAACCCUGUAUGGUCAGUGGAACUGGGGAAAUAACUGGAGUUUCUGAAUGAUUGAAAAAGUUUCCAGAGCUCUCUCCUGUAGCAGGGAUGAAGACAGCAAGGGGAUGGGAGUUCCUGCAGAAUGGAAGUUCCUGUGAUGCAAAAGUUCAUCAGCGUGAUGCUUUACUGCAUACCUGAAAGUGCUCUUAUUACCUUGAUCCUAGUGACAAGCUGUAGGGCUAUAUAUUACUGCUUUACUGAUCUCUCUUUCUUUUUCAAAUAUUAUGAGGACCAGGAAAGACAUUGCUGUUUGUUUGGUCUUUAAUCCAGAGUUUGAGUCUAAAGCUUGAACAGAACUUUUUUGUUUUUUUCUUCUGAAGUGGGUGUCUGUAUCUUCUGUUUACUUGUGCUGGUUAAGUACAUGCUGACCAUCAGCCUGGAAACUAUUUUGCACAUGGUUAUUUAUAUAAACUGUGCUGUGUCACUGUAGGAGAAUAUCGGUCCUUUUGCUUUUCUUUACUCUGCAAGAAUGCUUUUAUUUUCUCAUAUGGAGACUUUUAUCCGAUAGAAGCUGUACAUUCUGCAAGGAGUUAUCAAGCAAGAAUGUUAGGAUCAUUUUGAAAUUGUAAUGACCAAUAUUAUUACUUCCCACUCUUUCCACAAGCUGUGGCUGACUUCAGAACUCCUUGUAGCCAAGUUUCUUUUAAGUGCCUGGACCAGUCCCCUGCCCACCAAGUUGCUAAAUGGUUUCUGGAAAGUUCUGUUGUGAGUUUAGCAUAUCGUGCUCACUGUUAGCAGUUGCCUGGUACUGCGACUGUUGUCCAACAGGCUUUCUAACUGUGUAGCAUCAGCACACUACAAUGACAAAGGGAAGACUUUUUACGUUUUAAGGAGCUGGGAAAAAUUCAUUGCACAAACAUUUGCAAUACGAUGUAAAGAAUUCAAUAAAAGCUAUUUGAUUGCAGAA